This is a messenger RNA of Hippopotamus amphibius kiboko, 1111 nucleotides long. It is a transcript of the gene HOPX, whose product is annotated as HOP homeobox. Gene Ontology annotation, molecular function: DNA binding. Lineage: Eukaryota; Metazoa; Chordata; Mammalia; Artiodactyla; Hippopotamidae. Gene Ontology annotation, biological process: cell differentiation; regulation of transcription by RNA polymerase II. The transcript is spliced from 3 exons. The coding region runs from base 174 to 395 and encodes 73 amino acids. The record is from RefSeq and is a predicted model, not a curated record. Gene Ontology annotation, cellular component: nucleus.
UGCCCACACUGCAGGUUUUUCAGGUCCCUGCUGGAGUGUGCACUCACAGGCGUAAAUAAACGUGCUACCCACAGCCUGCGUCAGCCAACCCAGCUAUUUAAGCAGGCUGGCAUCAGCCAACUCAGCUUCCAAAUCCAGAGCUUGCCUUUGCCACUUUCACCCGUGUCGGGACCAUGUCGGCGGAGACCGCGAGCGGCCCCACGGAAGACCAGGUGGAGAUCCUGGAGUACAACUUCAACAAGGUCAACAAGCACCCGGACCCCACCACGCUGUGCCUGAUCGCGGCCGAGGCCGGCCUUUCCGAGGAGGAGACGCAGAAAUGGUUCAAGCAGCGCCUGGCCCAGUGGCGGCGGUCAGAAGGCCUGCCCUCAGAGUGCAGAUCCGUCACAGACUGAGGAGAUGGUGGUCACUGGCGGCUUCCCUCCAUGAAGACCAUCUGCUGUUUCUCUCCUUGGCUUAAUCAAGCUAUUGUGGUUUUUAGUGUCGUGUCAACAUGUUCCACUGUUAGCUCUCCUGCUAUUUAACACAAUGGUGUAUAUUUUUUUUAAUGUACAUAACUAGAAAAGAAAAUAACAGUAGGAAGCUAUGUGCAGCUUCUGUGUAAAGCACUGGCUUGGCUGGAAAGUGGUGUGGCUUGCAUUUCCUUUUGGGUCAUGAUGACAGAUGGUGUGAAAACCAUCUAAGUUUUCUUUUCACCAUCACCUCCCAGUAACAAUUUUCUUUCACCAUCCAUUUCAGAGCAGACAGGCCUCUGUUCAAAAGAUAACAUGACCAAGAGGGAAAAACAUUUCCUUCUAUUUCUACUUCCCUAAGUCAUUUUCCUUGUGUUUCAUUUAAUACAUUGAGACUGAGUGAGGAUACAGAGGGAAUUUGAGUCAUUCAGAUUUCAUAAAGCAGUUCCUUGGAUUAUAGCUGCAUUAAUUUGGAAAGUGCUCAGACUGGAGGAUAGAAACUCAAACUGGCAAAAAAUCAAGUAACUAAGGAAAAAAAUCCACACAAGUCUUCAACUUACCUUAUUUACAUGCAUUUGUUGAAUUUAUUUUGCUAAACAAAAUGAACUUUUUGUCUCUAAAAUGAUAUUCUAAAUAAAACAUUAACCUUUUGUUGAAAA